Molecule: messenger RNA, 1678 nt
Organism: Malania oleifera
Lineage: Eukaryota; Viridiplantae; Streptophyta; Magnoliopsida; Santalales; Ximeniaceae
Product: protein ABSCISIC ACID-INSENSITIVE 5
Exons: 5
Coding region: 302-1492 (396 amino acids)
Biological process (GO): positive regulation of DNA-templated transcription
Cellular component (GO): nucleus
Molecular function (GO): DNA-binding transcription factor activity
Source: RefSeq, a predicted model, not a curated record
ACCCCAGCCCUCUUGGAACCCAGACAGGCAAACGCCCUCCUCUCUCUCUCUCUCUCUCUCUCACAGAAGCUCCAUCUCCAUGGAUCAGCAAUCUGGUUCAGAAGAAGGUCUCUGAAGGAAAAUGCUCCUUAUCUUCAUCUUCAGCGGGCACACGCUCAUGCCCCAACCCAGAAUGUGAGUGCCCUUCUUAAUCACUGCCUUAGAGGAGCCGCAACCGAGAAAAUAACCUCCUGAUAAACCCACCAAAAAACCCUUCUCUGUUCUCCCAUUCCUCCGUCAAAUUCAAGCUACAUAUACACAAAUGGCGUCAAAGUCGGACAUCAUCUCCCAAAGCGAGGCAGAGUCGCCGCCAUUACCAGCAACAAAUCACCAAGCCCAGGAUAAGAGCCAGAGUCCUGUGGUAGUACUUUCUUCUUCUUCAUCCUCAGCAGCACUGGGACGACAAUCUUCCAUCUAUUCCCUCACUCUCGACGAGUUCCAGCACACCCUCUGUGACGGCGGCAAGAACUUCGGCUCCAUGAACAUGGACGAGUUCCUCAACAGCAUCUGGAACGCCGAAGAAAACCAACACCACGCUUCCUCCAACGCGAUUAACCCAAAUCACCAGCACCACCACGCCCAAUCCACCGCCACCCCCGUCGCCGCCGUUCAUAACAAACCCAAUAACGUCGAUUCCCAGUUCUCUCUCCCCGACCCGACUCCGAACUUGCAUCGCCAGGGCUCUCUUUCUCUUCCCGCUCCCCUCUGUCGCAAAACCGUCGAUGAAGUCUGGUCCGAAAUCCACAAGGACCAGCAACGGCGUCAACACCAGAAUAAUGUCGCCGGCCAGGAUCCCGGCUCUGCCCCUCGCCAACCCACUUUCGGCGAGAUGACCCUCGAGGAUUUCCUGAUCAGAGCAGGGGUAGUUCGGGAACCGCUCCCCGCAGCACUGGGGACCCCCCAGUCCGGGCACCCGUACGCGCUGUACCAGAACAAAAGUACUCACCCUUAUGUUAUGAGUCUGGGCGGCAGCGGAAACAGUGCCGCCGGCGAUGGUAAGAGAGCUGCCGCGUAUCCCCUGUGUUAUGGGGCGGCGGGGGCAUUGGGAAUGGCGUCGCCGGUGAGUCCAGUGUCGCCGGACGGGCUGUGUCAGGUGGAUGCCUCUGGUAAUCAGUAUGCGAUGGAGAUGGGUGGGGUGAGAGGGCAGAAGAGGAUUAUGGAUGGGCCGAUGGAGAAGGGGGUGGAGAGGAGACAGAGGAGGAUGAUCAAGAACAGAGAGUCGGCCGCCAGGUCUAGAGCCAGAAAGCAGGCAUACACAGUAGAACUGGAAGGAGAAUUGAAUCAGCUAAGAGAAGAGAAUGCCCAUCUUAGAGAAGCUCUGGAAGAGCUUGAGAGAAAAAGAAAGGAACAGAAUUUUGAAAUCAUGAAAUUGAAAUCCCGGACAGAGAAGCAAAAGGCUGAGGGAGAAGAUAAAGGGAAGGGGGUGAGGAGGAAUUCAAGCUGCCCAUUAUGAUCAAGCUAUGGGUAGCUUUAGAAGCAUAAGGUUUUCUUUCCUUUGAUCUCUCUCUGGCCAGAUACAAAUGAGUGAAUGUUUUGAUAGUUGGUGUACAUUUUUGUUCUUUAUGUUAAAGCGUUUUGAGUCAGUCCCUUCUAUGCAUGGAAUUUUUGUUAACUUCUAAAUCUUAAUUAUGUUGCAGUA